CACACACAGAGGCCCUUAGCAGCAAGAUUAAAGAACAGAAAAUUAUUGUGGAUGAACCUUUUAAUCUAAAGAAGAAUUGGAGAAUUGAACAAAAAUCUUUUCUGAAAGCAAAAAUACAUUAG
This is a messenger RNA of Mus caroli (Ryukyu mouse), 122 nucleotides long. The record is from RefSeq and is a predicted model, not a curated record. Lineage: Eukaryota; Metazoa; Chordata; Mammalia; Rodentia; Muridae.